AAAAGUCCACCCUUCAUUGAUGGUCUCGCUAAAGGGACGAACAUCUUUACUUCAAAUGGCGACGUGAUUCCUAUUGAAGAAAUUAAGGUCGGAUCCUUGGUUUUAUCUUCGGAUGGUUCUUACUCAACUGUUGCAUCAAUUCAAUCAGGGUUCGAGGAGGUGAUCCAAAUCAAGCAGAGUAGUUGUCAUUCGGCCCAGUUGCGUGAUGAAAAUAGAGCUCCUCCAUGGUGCUUGAUUAAGCUCGGUUGCUCAGGGCGUCAGCGGGUACAAUUAAGGACGAAACAAAGAGUAAAAAAGAUUUUGAAGAAGUUAAACAAUAAUCAUGUUGUUGAAAUUACGCAGUUAAGAGAUCAUGUAACCGAGGAUGAUAGAAAAAUACAGAUUUUGCGGACAACUUCGAGGCAGUUCUCUCAAAACACUGCACCUCAAACUAUUCAAGAAUACAUUGAUAGCCUCAAAGUACCCAACGGUUUUAUAACAUGAGAAUCGGAGUUUAAUGACAUAAAUUACCUAAACAAGGAGCUUCGCGCUUCUACUGAAAUUGAUGCUGUGCCCGCUUACAUUGGAAUUUCCGGUUUUGUUGCCAUGGUUGCAAUCUAAUUUAAAUCCUAAUGUUGCUAGUAACGAAUUGAAAGCAAUGGCAUGGCUUGUCGGAUUUUGGAUUGGUGACGGCCACAGUCGCGGUGCUAAAUCUGCGCUACAUUUAGGUAACGAUGAUGUUAAUUGUUAUUUGGAAGCGAGUGCCUCUCUUUGGGGAAUGACAUUACGAAUAGUUCCCAGAGACCCAGGUAACGGCUAUAAAGCAGACGGCUACCUUCAUACCUAUGACGAAGAAGUGCGGAACUGGAAUAGACACAAUCCUCUGGUCAAAGUACUCGAAGGCUUGAACUUCUACGAAAAUGGUCCUUUAGAUGGAAAGAAGUCAGUUCCAUCUUUUAUGAAAACGGAGCAAAAACCAGUACGCGGAGCAUUCAUGGCUGGUCUCAUUGACUCGAAUGGUUCCGUCAAUAUUCAGGAUCAUUGCCUUCGCGUGAAAAUGUCUACGACUUCCCCGCCAAUUAGAGAUGGAAUUCUUUCUGUCGGAAGAUCCAUGGGGCUAAAUGUAAGUGUAUAUUUGUCCCCAGAGAAAGAGAGUCCUAAAGGUUACCAUGAAAGUGACACCUGGGUGCUUCAUCUUUUUGGGGGGCUCCAAUCAUGGCACGCUUUGGUCCAUUUUAUGCAGAUGUUCAUGUGAGAGGAAGAGAAACCCUCCAAUCCAGUUUGUGAGGAAAAGAGAUGUUGCAGAAUUUGAAACAGAUGAUGAGGAAGACUCGGAUAUAUCCCUUGAAGAAGCGUUAGGCGAAUGGGCCGAAGCUCCCAAUAUUAAUGAGAAUGGUUUGCCUCCAAGAUCAUCAGCUGGUGGGAGAAAAGGUACUGAAAUUAUAAGCAAGGACGAUCAAUUUGAACAAGGUGGGGACGAAAGUAGUGAAUUUGAUCUUGAAGAUGAUGAUGAUAACCUUCAUUUCGCCUUUAUCCCAUUCAAGACGUCUGAAGUGGGGACCGCACAAGUUUUUGGAUUCACUCUUUCGGAGGAUUCCGAUAACAACACUUUCUUGACCGAGCAACAGGUAAUGUGCUUUAGUGCACACCGACUUACUAAUGAAACUAGAUCGAAUGCGAGCUUCUCCAGAUCAUGCCUCUCUUGCCAUGGCACAGUUACUAUUGAAUGGUACAAGUUACCAUGGGAUACGGCUAGCGCUCGACGGUUAUGUUCAGUUUGUUAUAAGCAAUAUUCUCGUAGCAAAAUGAGAUGUUGCAACUGUAACAAGGUAUUCUCAAAAUCUAUAAUGCAAGGACGAAUGAGGAAAGAGUCUAUGAAAACUUGCAUGUCUAGAGACGGUAAGCGUGUUCAAGGUUAUUCUUGUGAUACCUGUGAUGGUGUAAUAGAGCAGCCUGGCAUUCAAAAUACAAAUCCUCGACCAAGUGAUAAGCAUAGGUCUGGAUCAUGUUAUUUUUGUGAUACUCAGGAAUCUGGAUCCUGGAGAAAAGUCCCUUGGGUGCCUGAUAAAGAAUGGUGCUCGGUUUGUAGGAGCAGAUAUGGAGGAACUGCAACAGUGUGUACUAAUGACAAGUGUCGUAAGAUUCCAUUCAAAGGCGAAUUCAAUAAGAUGGAGGCAAUAGAUGAGAGUUUGGGACAUUACAAGUGUUUAAAAUGCGGUUCUAUUGCAAGAAAAGAUUUGAAAAAACAAUGCAGAACUGUGAAAAAAUUGGAAGAAAGGGAAGGAACUUGCUACUCUUGUGGCCCAACCACCUCGAAAAGAUGGAAUGGGCUACCUUGGGAUAAAAAGGCGCCCGCUGAAAUUUGUGAGAGGUGCUAUCAUCUUUGGCGCGGAAGUGGUGAAAGAUGUCUGAAUCCCAGUUGUCGUAGAAUCUUUACCAAAACAGAAGUUUUCAAAAUGAAGAAAAUAAAGCACAUUGAUGGUCCCCCUGGUGCCGGCACCAAAUGCCGUCCAUGUAUUGUUUGCCGAGGA
Messenger RNA from Lachancea fermentati, 2510 nucleotides. Lineage: Eukaryota; Fungi; Ascomycota; Saccharomycetes; Saccharomycetales; Saccharomycetaceae. The record is from the annotation of a GenBank genome assembly.